UGUUGUUAUGAAGUGUAUGGGGUAGAUGUGUGAGCCCCUGGGACAUGCCGGCUGCCUUCUGUAACCUCAUGGAGGAAUAAGGUGGCGGAUAGGAGCCGUGCAUACAUCACCUCUCCUCCACUGCUCAGGAGACAACACUGAUACUACCCUUUCAAGAUGGCUCCGACUUUAGAUUGGGGAAAGCUGAUGAAGGUGGAUCCGGAUGUUCUUUCCAAUCAAGAAAGAUUAGCCGAAAAGAUGUUGAAGACACUGUCACAGGUGAACAGCAGUGACCUAAAAGGAGAACCCAAUGAAAAUUUGACGCAGCUUUUCCGAAUCACGCAGGCUUUAAUGAAGAUAAAAUCUCAGGAAGUUGAGUUUGUAUUAGAAGAAGCUGGAAAAACAGCAGAAGAACAAGUCAAGACUGAAAACCAAUUAAGAAAUAAAAUUAAACAACUGGAAAAUGAAAUCGAGAUGGCACAGCUGUCCACGGGUGCUAGAGACUCACGAUUUUUACGAGAAGAAAUUCGUCAACUGGAGGAACAUCUGGGCCAGAGAGAGCGUGAAGUGAAAGACACAAGGAAGGAGCUGGAAAAGGAGAAGCAAGUUAAUGAACGUCUUGCACUCCGGAAUGAAGAAACUGAUAAUGAAAACAGCAGGCUGCGGCGAGAGAAUGAACAACUGCGACAAGAUGUGAUAGACUAUCAAAGGCAGAUUGACUCUCAAAGAGAAUCCCUUAUGUCACGUGGAGAAGGGCUGGACUACAAGUCUGUCAUUUCAAAAAAGAACAUGGAGCUUGUACAAUACUUGGAUGAAAUUCAGAGCUUAAGUGAAGCUAAUGAGAGAUUGGAAGUCCAGAACCAGGAAAUGACAAAGAAUCUGGAAGAAUCUGUUCAAGAAAUGGAGAAAAUGACUGAUGAGUACAGCAAAAUGAAGCUUAUGGUUCAGCACAGUGACAGCGUUAUGGACCAACUAAGGAAGGAGAAAGAGCACUAUAGACUUCAGAUUAUGGAACUGACAGAGCAGUUAAAAGCAAAGAAUGAAGAAGAUGAUCCAGUUAUGGUAGCCGUAAAUAUGAAAGUAGAGGAAUGGAAGGCGAUUUUGGCAUCCAAAGAUGAUGAAAUAAUCGAAUAUCAACAAAUGGUACACAACCUGAGAGAGAAACUGAAAAUAGCUGAGAUGGAUGCAGAUAAGAGCAGUGUGUUGGCUCUGCAGCAGGGCUUGCAAGAGAGGGAUAAUCAUAUCAAGAUGUUGACCGAGCAAUUGGAACAGCACACUAAAGACAUGGAAUCACAUUCACUUCACAUUGAAAAUCUAAAGAGGCAAUUACAGACAGAAAAGGGUGACUUAAGUCACAUACAGCAUAAUCGGGUUGAGAGGCUUGAGGCAGUGGUGCAGCUCACAGAGCAAAGACUUAGGGAAGCAGAACGCAUUGCCGAAUUGGCUGAGAAUGAUGCACGGCAAAAAGAUAAAGACCUGUCUGAGGCCAUUAGAAGAAUGAAAGAAUAUGAGACGGGUGUUUAUGGCCUGGAGGAAGCGGUUGCUGAAAUUAAAGAACUGAAGACCCAGCUAAACAUAAGGGAUCGUGAAAUUGAAACACUUACUACUGAUAUUAACAAGCUUGAGCUGAAAAUAAAUGAUAUUCUUGAUGAAAAUGAAGAUUUUCGGGAACGUCUUGGACUUAAUCCGAAAACUGUGAUUGAUCUGACUGAAUUUAGAAAUGUCAAGGGUCUAAGACAGCAGCAGUACAGAGCCGAAAACCAGGUUCUUUUAAAGGAGAUUGAGCGACUAGAAGAGGAACGAGUUGAACUUAAAAAACAAGUUCGCAAGCUUGCUCAAGAAAAGGGGAAAAAAUGGUCAACUCUUGGGUUAACGGCUGAUGACCUAUUCUUGAAUCAGAACUCUGUCACAGACAAACAGAAAACUUCCAGCUUAAUGUUGAUGGACAGUAUGGAAGAAAUUAAGGCAAAGAAUGAACAUUUGUCAAGACAGUUAAACAACAAAGAAAGGGAGCUGGAGCAAAGCAAAACGGUUGUGGCAGAGUUAAAGUCAAAAUUGAAGGAACUUUCUGAAGAAAAUAGGCAGUUUCAGCAAGGAAUGGGAGAAAUCUUACAAGCCAUUAAAGACUCUCAAAAAGACUCCAGCCUCAGAGGGAGUGAAGGAACCUUAGUCAUUCCCAGUCUGGAGAGACUGGUUCAUGCUUUCGAGACAAAGAAUACCAGCGGCAUAUUUGAUGUCGGUGUACAUCUGAAAGCUCAAGUUGAUCAACUCACUGGUAGAAAUGAAGAGUUAAGGCAGGAGCUGAAAGGAUCAAGAAGAGAAGCUGCAAAUGUUUCAAACCUAUUGGCUAAAGCUAAUGAGAAGAUUUCACACCUUGAAAAUGAAAUCUUGCUCCUUCGUCAGUCAGAAGGGGCAAACAUUGUGUUCAAAGCUAUAAACCUUCCUGAAGGAAUGUCUCUGUCCAGUACCAAUCUCAUCAAUUCUAUGAACGAAUAUCUUUUGCAUCUUCUGCAGGAUGUAGAGUCUAAAGAAAUGUCAGUUGCGAAAUUGGAGGAAGCUCUAGAAGAAUAUAAAAGAAAAUUUGCAGUGAUGCGCCACCAGCAGGGGUUAGUCUACAAGGAAUAUCAAAGUGAAAGAGAAUCUUGGCAGGUUGACAUAAAAAGACUGAAGGAAGAAAUUUCGAAAUUGGAAAGUGAAAAAGAACAGGAUACAGUCCAAAUAAAGGAAUACAUGAAUUUGGUAGAAGCACUAAGGAUGGAGCCAGAUGAAAUUAAGAAACUUAUGGCAGAAAACUCCAGAAAAACGACUGUUUUGCGUGUAAAUGAGAAGUCACUGACCAGAAGGUACACCACUUUAUUGGAAAUGGAACAACACUUGCGCAAAGAAAAUGACAAACUGAAGACUGAAAAUUCUGAUAUGGAAGCUGCAGUGGGAGAAAGAAUUGGCUAUCUACAGCGAUAUAAGGAUAUUGCUGCUUUUAAAAUAGCAUCUUUACAAAAAGCUUUGGAUGACAGUGUUCCUUUAUCAGAGCUAAAGACUGCCAACAAACAGUAUAAUGAACUUACUGCCAAGUACAGGGACAUGCUACAGAAGGAUAAUUUACUUGUACAGAGGACUGCUAACCUGGAGCACUUGGAGCAUGAAAAUGCUUCACUGAAAUCCCAGAUUGCUUCUUAUAUCAAAGAAUUGGAAAUUACUAAAGAGAAACUUAACACUCUUGAGCAAGCCUGGGAACAUGUUGGUGUACUAGGAGGUAAUUCUGUAAUGGACAAAGCCACAAAAGCCAUAACAAAUAAUGAAAUAGUUUCCAUUUCAAAAAAGAUAACAAUGCUGGAAAUGAAGGAACUAAAUGAAAGGCAAAGAGCUGAACAUUCCCAUAAAAUGUAUGAACAUUUACGAAACACAUUGAAACAAGUGGAAGAGCGGAACUUUGAACUUGAGUCCAAGUUUGCUGAGCUUGCCAGAAUUAAUCUUGAAGCACAGAAGGUAGAACAAACAUUAAGAGAUGAACUUGCAAACAGUGUAAGUAAAGAAGUGUCUGAUGCAGAUCGGAAAAGAAUUAUGGAACUAGAAAAAAGCGAAGCAGAACUCAAAGUAGAGGUAUCAAAAUUACGCAGUCUUACGGAUAUAGCCAAAGCUCAAGUUUCAACAUUAGUGUGUAGACAGCAGUCUAGAGAAAAGGAAGUUGAGUCCCUACGGAAACAAGUUUUGGAUUUUCAGGAUCAAACUGAUGAAAAAGCAUUGAUCACAACAUUACACCAGCAGAUUGUAGCUCUCCAAAUCAGUGAAUCAAUAGCUGUAGCAAAGUUAGAAGCCACCAUAUCCAAACUGAAGAAAAUGGAGGCCUACAGCUUACGUUUAGAACAGAAGCUUGAUGACAAAGAGCAGGCGCUAUAUUAUGCCCGUCUAGAAGGAAGGAAUCGUGCUAAGCACCUUUAUCAAACCAUUCAGACCUUGAGACGACAGUUCAGUGGGGCUCUUCCAUUAGCCCAGCAGGAGAAGUUUUCAAAGACACUAGUGGAUCUUCAGACUGACAAGUUAAAGACAGUUCACGAAAUGAAACUAAUUCAACAACAGCGUAGAGAUACAGAGACCCAUGCCCUUGAGCUAGAGCUGAAGUUGAAGGGUUUAGAGGAACUCAUGAGCACUCUUAAAGAUGCCAGGGGCGCACAGAAGGUAACAGAAUGGCAUCAGAAAAUAGAAGAAAUGCGUCUCCAGGACAUGAAAUUGACCCGUGAGUUAAACCAGAAGAAGGAAGAGAUAAAGUAUUUGAGUAACAUCAUUUCUGAACAGGAACGCACAAUCAAUAAUUUGGAAGAAGAGCUUGUACAACAACGCAAUUUUCAUGAGGAGCGUCAGAUGUCCUGGGAUCAGAGAGAAGUGCAACUAGAACGCCAGCUAGAUAUGUAUGAGCAGCAGCAACAUGAAGUACUUAGCACUGCACAGAAGUUUGAAGAGGCCACAGGGGAAGUGCCAGACUCCAGUCUACCGCUACCUCAGCAACUUGACAUUGCGCUACGCAAAAUAAAAGACCAUGUGCGGACCAUCCUGGAAACUAAGGCUAUUUGUAGGACACUGGAAGAGAAACUUAAAGAGAAGGAAGCUCUGCUAUGGACAGCUGAUCAGAAUGUUUUAAGCAGAGAUAAAGUAAUCAAUGAGUUGAGACUUCGGUUACCUGCGGUUGUUGACAGAGAAAAGCUAAUGUCAGAGUUCAACCAAAAAGAAGAAGAUUCCGAGUUGCGACAAGCUUUAAAGGUUGCCCAUCAGACCAUUGAAAAUAUGCAAGCUAGGCUUAACCAAAAGGAAGAGGUUGUGAAAAAAUACCAGCAUCUCCUGGCUAAAGCAAGAGAGGAGCAGCAAGAGAGUGCAAAAAAGCAUGCAGAGGAUCUCAAAAAGUUACACCAGAAGUUGGACCUGCAGUCAGAUGCCUCAAUUACCAAAUUUAAAGAAGCUGCUCUGGAGUUGAUGAAAAAACCCACUUUGCAAGUCUCAUCAAGUGCACAUUUAAUGCGUUUGGCAGAGAUGGAACAGACAGUAGCUGAACAAGACUCCUCAUUGUCAACCCUUUCCAGCAAACUAAAAAAUGUCACAGCAGAACUGGAGAGGCAGAAGCAAAGCUAUGGCGCUAAAAUGAAUGAGCUAGAGAACAGUAAAUCCAGGCUUGAAGAGAAUUAUAUUUCGGAGGUGAAAAAACAUAAGAGUGAAGCUGAAGAGCUGAGAGUUCGCCUCUCCGAGAUGGAGAAGGAAUUGAAUUACCUUAAUACUGAGCUUGAGGUGCAGAAAGAAGCAAACACCAGAGCCCCUACUGCAACUAUGAAGAAUCUAGUUGAACGUCUGAAGAGCCAAGUAACCCACAAGGAAAAGCAGCAAAGGGCUUUAAGUAAAGCUCUGCUAGCUCUAAGGGCAGAAAUGACCGCUCAUGCAGAACGGCAGAUUAUUUCCACAGCAGCACAAAAGGAGGAAAAUUUAAAUGUUCAGCAGAUUGUCGACAGACAGACUAAAGAUUUAAAGGCACGAAUUGAAGACUUAAACGAGCAGCUACUAAAGCUUAAAGAGACCUUGAAAAGUAGCAAGACCAGGGAGAAUAACCUCACCCAGGACCUUGACAACCUCAACCAGGAGAUGAGAGCAAAGCAGAAAAUCAUUAAUAAACUGCACAAGGAAAAAGAUGAAGUCGAUAAGGAAAAUGAGGAGAUGAAAAAAAGGCUAAAACGACUCAUGAGCAGCGCACAGAGUAAGUCAGAUCUGGAAAGUAAACAGAGCCUGAUAGAUGAACUUCAGAAGAAGGUUAAAAGACUAGAAGUGGAGCUGGAGAAAAAAACGGAGGAAGCGGAGCGAAAACCUGCACACGGAGAUAAGAGCUCCAAAGAAGAGAUUGUAAGGUGGGAAGAAGGCAAGAAGUGGCAGAGUAAAUUAGAGGGCAUGCGUGGCAAGCUAAGAGAUAAAGAGAAAGAAGUGGAGACUCUGACAAAACAGUUGACAACACUCAAAGACGUAUAUUCCAAAGCUGACCAGGAGAAAAUAGUGUUACAAAAGAAACUAAAAUCUCGUGGUGUAACUGUGGAUCAAGUAGUGGGAGUAAGAGCUGUGGAGUCUGAAAGAGAAAUUGAAGAACUCCGGAAAAAGAAUAUUGAUUUAGAAAAUGAAAUUUCUUACAUGAAAACAAAGCAGGCUUUACCACGUGAUUCAGUGGUGGAUGAACUGCAUUUAAAAAAUCAAUAUCUGCAAGAAAAGAUCCAAGUAUUGGAACGCCAGCUUUCGAGGGACAGCCUUUCAAGGCCCUCUACAUCAGGUGUAGGAUCAGAGGCCCCAUCAAGCAGAGAAAUGGAACUACAGAAGGAGAAUUUGAGACUAUCUGCUGAAAAUGUUGAGCUGCACUUUCAACUGGAGCAGGCUAAUAAAGACUUGCCACGUUUAAAGGAUCAAAUAGAAAAUUUUAAGGAAAUGUGUGAUCUUCUUAAAAAAGAUAAACUGGAAGCAGAACGUAAACUUGGAAAUGUCAGAGGGGCUGGAAGAAGUGGAAAGACCAUUCCAGAACUGGAAAAGACCAUAGGAUUAAUGAAAAGAGUGGUUGAAAGAGUUCAGAGAGAAAAUGAGGAACUGAAGAAGGCCCCUGGAGUAUUGGCAAACGAAAAGUUUUCCAAACUGGAAUUGGAAAAUGAAAAACUUAAGUCAGAACUUGAAAAGCUACAGCUGCAUGUGGGUGGACAGCUAAGUAUGAGAUAUGAAGCAAAGACAAAAGGCAUGGAGAAAGUAAUUGCUGAAAAUGAGAGACUUCGGAAAGAACUCAAAUCGGAAACUGAAACUACAGAGAAAUUAAGAAUUGCAAAAAGAAAUUUGGAGGUGGUCAAUGAAAAACUCUCAGGGAACCUAGAAGAAGCCAGAAGUAAACUGAGUAUUGCUGAAAGCAGAGGGCCGCAGCUGGAAGGAGCAGAUACCAAAGCCUGGAAGUCUGUAGUUGUGAGCAAGAUGUAUGAAACGAAGAUGAAGGAGAUGGAAGCAGAGCUUAUAAAGAGAAACGACAGCAUUGUUGAUCUGAAAAGGCUAUUGAAAGAAGCAACCGAGCGUGAACGAAAAACCGAACAAACAAUUCAGCACCUAGAAGAUGAAAUUGACCUUCUAAAGCAUUUCCCUGAAGAUGCCAAGACAGACAAAGGCCUUGCAAGAGAAUUUCAGAUACUCAGGUUGACCACUAAACGCUUAGAAAAUGAAAAGGCAGAGCUGGUUCACCAGCUAGAAAUGUAUCAACAAAACUCUGCUACAUUUGGGUCUGAUGAGGUUCUUGAAAAAGACAGAAAAUACAACAAGUUGAUGGAAGAAGUUGUGGACCUUCAAACAAAUAUUAAAACUUCUGAUAUGGAGAAAGUACAUUUGAAGGAGGAAAUCAAAAGGUUGAAAAAGGAACUUGAAAAUUUUGAUCCUACAUUUUUUGAAGAGAUUGAGGAUCUCAAGUACAACUACAAUGAGGAAGUUAAAAAGAAUAUACUCCUUGAAGAAAAGCUUAAAGCCCUAUCUCAGCAAUUUGGAGUCCAGAUUGAUAUCCCUACACAUUGAAUUAAAGGGGUACUCCGGUGUUAAGACAUCUUAUCCCCUAUCCAAACCAUAGGAGAUAAGAUGCCUGAUUGCGGGGGUCCUGCCGUGGUCACGCCCCCUCUCAAAGGCUUGCAUUUGGGGGGGAAGAGGAGCCUUGACAUUACAAUACUCCGGCCCCCGUGAUCGGCAGUCAUCAGACCCAGAGCGAACAUGCUCCGGGGGCUGAUGGUAACGGGGUGCUGUGUGAAAGAUCAUGGGGGUCCCCAGCGGUGGGAUCCCCGCGAUCAGGCAUUUUAUCCCCUAUCAUUUGGAUAGGGGAGAAGUCUUAGCGCCGGAGUACCCCUUUAAGCCUAUCCAUAGCAACACACCUAAAGGGGACAUGAGUUUUUAAGGACUAUUUUUGUCUGUACCGUACAGUUUGGUAUGUCACAAGCACCCUCAUCCAGACUGAUGUCAAUAAGGUUGUCUUGCUACAGCAUGUAAGCUUGGCAUUUGUGAAGAACCAUCAUCUAGCAGAACAUUUCCUGUAUUUUUCAGAGUAUUUUUGUAAUAUUUUUUAUAAUAGUAUAAAAUGAUACAUUUAUUUAGUGUGAAAUGAAAAAUCUGGCUUUAGUGUCCAUAUAUACUUCUGAACUAUAAGGUCCAUAUCUUUUCAACCAAUGUCAGCGCUUAUUGUAUAGUAAAUUAUAUUUGUGUGCCAUGACUACCCUAUUACUGUGUAAUAUAGAGUAGAAAGAAGAAUUGAGCUUCAUUUUAUUAUUAAAGAUUCACAUUUUCCUUGCCAAAUUAAGGAAUUAGAUUUUUUUUAUAUUUUAAUGAAAUGUUUUAGUUUAUUACUUCUAUUAAUAUGGAAUGCACACAUUUCUUUUUCAAAUACAGUUGUAAAAAUUGUGAAUUCUUACUUGGAUUUUUGAAUAAAUUAACUUAUCACAUUUUAA
Molecule: messenger RNA, 8450 nt
Organism: Hyla sarda
Lineage: Eukaryota; Metazoa; Chordata; Amphibia; Anura; Hylidae
Gene: CEP290
Product: centrosomal protein 290
Exons: 53
Coding region: 157-7533 (2458 amino acids)
Biological process (GO): kidney development; camera-type eye development
Source: RefSeq, a predicted model, not a curated record